This is a messenger RNA of Punctularia strigosozonata HHB-11173 SS5, 477 nucleotides long. RefSeq lists its product as uncharacterized. The record is from RefSeq and is a predicted model, not a curated record. The transcript has a single exon. The coding region runs from base 155 to 475 and encodes 106 amino acids. NCBI's taxonomy places the organism in Eukaryota, Fungi, Basidiomycota, Agaricomycetes, Corticiales, Punctulariaceae.
GCGUAUGGGAUCCCGAGGCCAAGUUGUGGUGGAUCAAGAAUAAAAUAACGUUCCUUGUCCGACAACAUGCCUGCUUUCAGCUCCACUCGAGCACCGUUCGAUCUCCGCAGACGCUCCUCGUGCUUGCUACUACAUACUCGUGGCUUCUGAAAGGAUGCGAGCUGCUCGAUCCGGGCCAAAGCACGCCAUUUCUUGCGUAGAUGAACGCCUGCAACGCACCAGAUUUAGUUUGAACUCAUCUGCAUUCGCACUGGCGGUGCAGCGUGUUCUUUACGAGCGAGCCAGAAUAUUCACGCUGGCGUUGGCUCCUCGGAACAUUGUCUUUCUUCCUGACUUAGGAAAGUUCUGGCUGUCUUCCGCACCUCGCCGCCUCUCUCUCGAUUCAGAAAUCCAAGAGAUGCUGUCGUUCAGUUAUAACGCAUUGCCUCCACGACGGCAGGGCAGACAUGCACUCUUCUCUCGUACUCGAAUAUGAUU